AUGCUGUGCGCAAUCUCUGGCGAGGCGCCGCAACAGCCCGUCACGUCGCGCAAGUCUGGCAACAUCUUCGAACGGCGCUUAAUAGAGGCUUACAUCUCCGAGAACGGCACCGACCCUGUCACCGGCGAAACCCUUACACUUGACGACCUUCUCGACCUAAGAUCUUCUCGCGUGGUCAAGCCUCGCCCGCCGCAGCUCACGUCUAUCCCGGCAUUACUGAGCACCUUCCAGAAUGAGUGGGAUGCGAUUGUGCUGGAGAGCUUUCAGCUGAAGCAGCAGCUUGCGGAGACCAGACAGGAGUUGAGCACUGCACUGUACUACAAUGAGUCGGCGCAGCGCGUGAUCGCGCGGUUACAGCAGGAGAGGAACGAGGCUAGGGAUGCGCUUGCCAGGGUGCAGGUGACCGGCUCGGCGGCGAACGGUGUCAACGGCGCUACCAACGGUGACGCGAUGCAGGUGGAUGGACAGGGUCUGCCAGACGACGUUGUUGCGAAGAUCGAGGACACGCAAGCACGACUGCAAGGCACGCGCAGGAAGAGGCCGGUACCUGCGGACUGGGCGACCGGAGAACAGGUGGCGACCUACGAGGUGAAGAGCACGGCAGACUCGCAGUUCACCGGCGCGAAAAAGCUGGCGGUGGACGAGACUGGCGACUUCUUCCUGUGCGGUGAUUCAGACGGCGACAUCGGCGUGUACGAUGCCAAAGCUGGCGCAUUCACCACGAGGAGCAACACCGGCGCUGGGGGCAUUACAGGCGGGGCGUGGGUGCGUGAUCAGGCGGUCGUGUCUACUUCGAGCGGUGCAGUAGUCGUCAGCCAGGGCGGCUCGGUGGUCAAGAAGUUCCAUCAGCAUGCCGGUGAGGCUUCGGCGGUCGCUGCUCAUCCCUGCGGCGAGAUUCUGGCGUCUGUAGGCGCGGACAAGAGCUAUGUGCUCUACGACCUGCAUUCGUCGAAAGUGCUUACCCAAAUCUACACCGACUCCGAACUCACGACCGUCGCCUUCCAUCCAGACGGCCACCUCCUCGCCACCGGAACCUCGACAGGCAGCAUCAAGCUGUUCGAUGUCAAGUCGGCGCAGACAUUGCAUACCUUCCCGGCUCCUUCGCAAGCACCAGUCCAAGCCCUGACCUUCUCGGAGAAUGGCACCUGGCUCGCCUCAGCCAACGCCAACUCGACAUCAGUCCAGGUCUGGGACCUCCGCAAGACGAACUUGCUCAAGACGCUGGACGUCGGCACUGCCGUUCAGGGGCUGGCCUGGGACUACACCGGACAGUUCCUUGCUGCUGCUGGACCAGGUGGCGUGGUGGUCAGUCAGUACAUCAAGGCUAACAAGGCGUGGGAGGAGCCGCUCAGGAAGGCGGUUGGCGCGGUCGAUGUUGCGUGGGGUGCUGGCGCGAGGGCGGUGGUGGCGUUGACGAAGGAGGGCGGGAUUAGUGUUCUCAGUGCGUAG
This is a messenger RNA of Saxophila tyrrhenica, 1449 nucleotides long. RefSeq lists its product as uncharacterized. The coding region runs from base 1 to 1449 and encodes 482 amino acids. Gene Ontology annotation, cellular component: U2-type catalytic step 1 spliceosome; cytoplasm; Prp19 complex. Lineage: Eukaryota; Fungi; Ascomycota; Dothideomycetes; Mycosphaerellales; Extremaceae. Gene Ontology annotation, biological process: mRNA splicing, via spliceosome; protein ubiquitination; DNA repair. The transcript is spliced from 4 exons. The record is from RefSeq and is a predicted model, not a curated record. Gene Ontology annotation, molecular function: ubiquitin protein ligase activity; protein binding.